UGGGUAUCGCUUGCAGAAGACUAGACACUAUUAAUUAACACUGGAUAAGCUUAAUAAAGUACAAGGUACUGCUAGCAGAAGACUUCUAUUAAAUAAUUUUAAUGGGAGACUAGAUAUUGCUCAUAGAAGAUUAAAUACUGCCGACAGAAGACUAGAUUCUGCUGAUAGGAAACUAAGUAUACCUCACUGAACUGUUAAUUACCACUGGAUGAGGUUAAUAGAGAAUAAGGUACUGCUGGCUUCUGCCAGUUCUAUUAAAUAACUUUAAUGGAAGACUAGAUACUAUCGGAACAAAAUGCCAGAUGACUAGACACCACUUAAAAAGGAUUAAAUCCGGCCAGAAAAGGACUAAAUACUGCUAAUUCUUUUCUUUAUACACUUUUAUUUUCUAUCUAGUGAGACUUUUAACACAAACCUUUUUGCUAAAAAACUGUUUAUUCGUUUAAAUUUGAAUUUUAUACGCGUUAAAAUAUAAAAUGUAAUCAAUGCAAAUAUUUAAUGAAUUAAUUUUAAUCAUAUAUGAAUAAACUUCCUUUUGUCUGUGUGUGUGUCGUACCCUGCUGCAAAUAUGGAUACAUUACGUAAAUAAACACACAAGGUAUGUGUCAGAGUUGUUGAUAACGCUUAUCAAACGUGUCGACUAACUAUAAAACCUUUUAUAUAAAAACGUUACGAAUUUUAGUAGGUCACAUCAGUAUUAUAUUAAAUACAAUCGAUAAUGGCUGGAAUAAUAAAAGUGGCAAUUCAUUAUAAUUCAGAAAGUUUUUUUUAUAAUUUAAACAGUAAAAUAUCUCUAGCUGAAAAUAUUUGUGGUAUUUGUGAAAGUCAAAACAUUAGUGGAAGCGAUUCUUGGGGAUUAAAACGAAAAGAAAUCACAGAAAAAAAUAAAAAUAAACCAACAAAGAACAUCGAAGAAUAUUAUUACAUAGAAGAUUUUUCAACAGUUCAAAAUGGGGAUGAAUUAAAAUUGGUUACAUCGAUUCCGGUUAAGCUUAGUUUUAUAUUUAGGAAUUAUAACAUUUCUUUCGCUGAUUUAGCAAAAGAAAAUAGCGAUAAAUUAUUUCUAAAAUAUCUAGUCCAAUAUCAAAAUCAAACUUAUCUGCUCAAUUACAUCCUUGAAGAUGAAGUAAUCAAUAAAGAAAAUUUAAAAGUAUGUUAUCAAACGAUUUUACAAAUUUUAAAAUACGGCUUUCUUGACGAACUUCCCAUGCCAAUUGUGGAAAAAAUGAUAGAUGAAGUAAAAAAUUGUAAAGUUGACGAAAUGAUUCUAGACUAUAAAUUGAAAAGAGAAAGACCACAUAUUUUAGAAUGUAUCAUGUCUAUUUUGUGUCAAUUAAUGGUUAUUAGGGAAUGUUCUGUCCAUAUCAAAGAAGAAAUAGCUUUAAUUCCAAUAACACAAUUGAUAUCAAUGUGUCGUUUAAGAUCAAUGAAAUUCCAAUUAAAACCGUUAAAACUUUUAAAUUCAAUCGUAACGGUUGUUAAGGAUGAGGGUAAAUGGAAAAUGUUAAAAGAAAUGGAUUCCGCCGAAUUUAGAAAUGUUUUGUUUGAACAUUUAAUUCAAGAUUUAAAGAAAUGUAAUGAUGCUAUUGGUAAAGAAGUUUAUGUUUAUCAAUGUCACAUUUUAAGUCGAUUAAUGGAUAAACUCGUAACAUCAGCAGAUCCAGAAAUUUUAAAACAAUUCGAAUGCAAUGAAAAUUCCGAGAAUCGUCUAAGUGAUAUCCUCGAGUUCCAAGAAGAUAAUCCAUUGAAUUAUAAAGGAAAAUGGGGUUCAAAUGAUACAGUUAUAAGUUCCUCUGAAGAUUCAUACAGAUAUAGUUUUUUAAGUGUUUCUUCAAGAGAUAGCAUAUCAACCCUUAGAUCAUUUCCAAAGGUAGAUGAAGGAGUGUGUAAAUUAACUGAGGAAUGUUUGGUUUAUUAUGCUGGAAUGUACGAAAUGAACUUCAACCAAUCUAAAUUAGAAGAAUUAGCAAAUCAAUCAAAAAUAACGAUUUCGGCCGAUAAAAUAGUAAAAAUGUUGGCGAGUAUUUUACGAAUUGGUUCAAAAAUUGAUAAAAAACGUGAAGAUUUUCAACCAUUAGUUUUCAAUACAAGUUUAAAACAAGGUUUUUUCUUGGAAUUAUUCUGCAGGACGAUGUGGUUGUUAUCAAAAACGCGAAGAGAAAUGCAAGCUCACGUAGCCGAUGAUUUUGAUAAGGUUUUAAAUAUUUUAGAGUUACAAGUGCGAAGAACUCUCGAAUGGAAACCGUUAACGUUAGCAGAGCUAUUAAAGCAAAUGAAAACUUUAAGUUAUAAUGUUGUUUGUAACACGUUAGAGAAAGAAGCUGAAAUUAAUUGGAAAAAUAAUUUAAAUAAAAAUCCUUGUGUACAACUUCUUAAAAAACAUUUUAGUACUGAUAAUGAAGAUUUAGUUCGACAACAAAGAUUAAGCGUUUUAAAAGCUGGGCAAGAUUUUCCUAAAUUACCUGAAGUUAAAAAGAAACAACAAUAUUUUUCGGUAGAACUUUCUCAAAAUUGUAAACAACUCCUUUAUUAUGAUUGUAACAACAAUGUGCGCAAAGCUUUUCAGCCUAUUGUUUACAACAUUUCAGCAAUUAGACAUCUUAUAAUUGGAAUAAGUUGCCCAUACUACAAAGAAAAUAUUGUUAAAAACUCAACUUGUUUAUUUGCUUUGCAAUUUGAAGGUGAUACAUACAUUCAUUUUUUGGCUAAAGAUGAAAAGAUGGCUCAAUAUUGGAUGGAUGGAUUACAUAUUUUAUUGGGUAAAAAUGAUUUUUCUGAUAGUUAUAAAAAAGAACUCGAAGAACUCACCAAUAUGGAUAUUGCCCUACAAUUGUUGGAGCUACAAAAUGUGGAAAUUCCAGAUCAACCUCCUCCACUUCCUUUAGUCCCACCAAGACCCCCUUUACCACCAAGACCUGUUACACAACUUAGUAACACCAAAAAUAAUUAUUAAAAAAUUAUUUGUAUUAAACCAAAGAACAAAUUUAAUUAAAAACUAAUAAUAUAGCUUUAAUAAAUAAAUAUUUAUCUUUAAAAUUAAGAGUUGUUGUUAUUGAGUUAUCUAAUUGGGUUUUGGAAUCAAACUCUUCAUUCGUAUCAUGCUCUAGCUACAGAGACAUCAAAUAUAUUUCAAAUGAGCCAGGUAGCUCUUUUUUAAUUCCAUUACUCCAUUUACUUGAGCUGCUUCUAAAAUUAAGAGUUAUUUAUGAAAACUUUUUAAAAGUGAGGUUAUGUCACUAAAAUAUUUUAUCC
Messenger RNA from Onthophagus taurus, 3252 nucleotides. Its product is annotated as engulfment and cell motility protein 1. Lineage: Eukaryota; Metazoa; Arthropoda; Insecta; Coleoptera; Scarabaeidae. The record is from RefSeq and is a predicted model, not a curated record.